AUGGCAUUGCUGCCCGGCAUUGGCUGCACCAGCAGCAGCAGCGUCCUGGCACGAGCAGGAUCGCGGUGUCUGGCAGCGGCGUCCCACGCGCCCUCCUCCUCACCUCUCUUCCUCCUGCACGUCAAUGGCGGCGGCGGCGGCGGGCAGGCGCAUCUCCUCUCGCGCAAGGCCACCGGCAACGCCGCAGGCUUAUUAAGCGGGAGGAGGAGGAGGCGGGACCUAUCCGUCGUCGCGGCGGCGGCGACGGCGGCCAAUGUCACGCCGGCGUCGCCCCGCGGCGUCAGCGCCAGCGACGUCCUCUGGCCUUCCGCCGGCGCGUUCCUGGCAAUGGCAGUGCUGGGAAGGAUGGACCAAAUGAUGGCCUUCAAGGGAGUAUCAUUGACAGUUGCACCACUUGGGGCCGUCUGCGCCGUGCUCUUCACCGCCCCAGACUCACCACCUGCCAAGAAAUAUAACAUGUUCGUCGCUCAGAUUGGUUGUGCGGCCAUCGGCGUGCUAGCCCUUUCGUUCUUCGGGCCCGGAUGGCUAGCAAGGGGUGCAGCUCUCUCUGCAUCCAUAGCAUUCAUGACCAUCACAGGCUCUUCGCACCCUCCAGCUGCGAGCUUGCCUCUCCUGUUUAUUGAUGGUCCGAAGUUUCACCAUUUACAACUUUGGUAUGCACUUUUCCCUGGGGCUGCCGGCUGCGCCAUCCUUUGCUUGAUUCAAGAAGUGGUGGUUUACCUCAAGAAGAACUGCAAGUUUUGA
Molecule: messenger RNA, 744 nt
Organism: Triticum turgidum subsp. durum (durum wheat)
Lineage: Eukaryota; Viridiplantae; Streptophyta; Magnoliopsida; Poales; Poaceae
Source: the annotation of a GenBank genome assembly